AUGAUUCUAAGACCCACUUUCAGAGGACUCAGACAUCUCCAACAAUUUCAAAUUUUACUUCACACCCAAUAUUCCAGUCAAUCCCAAGCACUUGCCAUCACUACCGAGAAUCCGCUUUUUGACUCUGAGCCAUCAGAUUUAACUGUUGCAGACCACUUGUUUGAUGAAUUUCCCCAAAGAGACCUUUCUCAUAACAAUCACUUGCUUUUCGAGUAUUCUCGCGACUAUCGCAGCGUUGAAACUCUGAAUCUCUUUCUUGGUAUUCGCCGCUCAGGGUCUUUAAUUGAUGGGUCUAGCCUUUCUUGUAUACUGAAGGUCUGUGGUUGCUUAUCUGAUCAGAUUAUUGGGAAACAAGUGCAUUGUCAUUGCAUUAAAUCUGCUUUUGUGGAGGAUGUUAGUGUUGGGACUUCUCUUGUUGAUAUGUACAUGAAAACUGAGAACAUUCAGGAUGGGAAGAGAGUUUUUGAUGAAAUGGUGGUGAAGAAUGUGGUGUCUUGGACUUCAUUGCUUGCGGGGUAUACAAGGAAUGGUUUGGUUCAUGAUGCAAUGGAUAUUUUUUUUGAGAUGCAAGUGGAAGGAAUUAAGCCUAACCCAUUUACUUUUGCUACUAUUCUUGGAGCUUUAGCGAACGAUGGGGCAGUUGGGAAAGGAAUUCAAGUGCAUUCUGUGGUUAUCAAAAAUGGUUUUGAGUCAACCAUUUACGUGGGUAAUUCUUUGAUAAAUAUGUAUUCAAAGUCAGGAAUGAUCAGAGAUGCUCAAGCUGUGUUUGACAGUAUGGAGAAUUGGGACGCAGUUUCUUGGAAUGGCAUGAUUGCGGGCCUUGUCACAAAUGGGCUUGAUUUGGAAGGGCUGGAGCUGUUUUAUCAGAUGAGGCUUGCUGGUGUGAAGCUGACGCAAAUGAUUUUUGCCACUGUUAUCAAGUUAUGUGCGAAUUUCAGAGAACUCUGUUUUGCAAGGCAACUCCAUUGCCGUGUUCUGAAAAACUGUUUUGGAUUUGAUCAUAAUAUUAGAACAGCACUUAUGGUGUCCUAUACCAAGUGUAGUGAAAUGGAUGAUGCCUUGAAAAUGUUCUCUACAAUGGAUGGACAACAAAAUGUGGUAUCGUGGACAGCUAUGAUCAGUGGAUACUUGCAAAAUGGAGGGACAGAGCAAGCAGUGAAUCUGUUUUCUCAGAUGAUUAGGGAAGGUGUUAGACCAAACCAUUUCACUUAUUCAACUAUCCUUACUGCUCACCCUACUGUUUCUCUUGUCCAAGUACAUGCACAAGUCAUCAAAAUUAAUUAUGAGAACUCAUCUUCAGUAGGAACCGCAUUAUUAGAUGCUUAUGUUAAGCUGAGAAAUACCAAUGAUGCUGCAAAAAUAUUUGAACUGAUUGCAGAGAAGGACAUCGUUGCGUGGUCUGCAAUGCUAGCUGGGUAUGCCCAAUCAGGAGAAACUGAGAGAGCUGUAAGAGUUUUCGUUCAAUUACAGAAGGAAGGGGUUAGGCCAAAUGAGUUCACCUUCUCUAGCAUCAUCAACGCAUGUGCUACUCCUACAGCAGUGGUGGAGCAAGGGAAACAGUUCCAUGCAAGCUCAAUCAAAUCAGGAUAUGAUAAUGCUUUAUGUGUAAGCAGUUCUCUUGUUACCAUGUAUGCAAAGAUAGGUAAUAUUGGGAGUGCUAAUGAAAUUUUUAAGAGGCAACAGGAGAGAGACUUGGUUUCAUGGAACUCGAUGAUUUCAGGGUAUGCACAACAUGGUUAUGGGAAGAAGGCUCUCAAUAUAUUUGAGGAAAUGCGGAAGAAAAACUUAGAAAUGGAUGUCAUAACAUUUGUUGGUGUGAUUUCUGCAUGUACGCAUGCAGGUCUGGUUGGUGAAGGACAAAGAUACUUUGAUGUGAUGGUUAAAGAUCUUCACAUUGCUCCAACUAUGGAGCUCUAUUCCUGCAUGGUUGAUCUGUUUGGCCGUGCUGGAAUGCUGGAGAAGGCCACGGCACUCAUUAACAGGAUGCCCUUUCCUGCUGGUGCAACAGUUUGGCGAACUCUCUUAGCAGCUUGCCGUGUUCAUCGAAAUGUAGAGCUAGGGAAACUCGCUGCAGAAAAGCUUAUCGCACUUCAGCCACAAGAUUCAGCCGCUUAUGUCCUGCUAUCUAAUCUAUAUGCUGCAGCUGGGAAUUGGCAAGAGAGAGCGAAAGUAAGAAAGUUAAUGGAUGACCGAAAAGUGAAAAAAGAAACUGGUUACAGCUGGAUAGAGGUUAAAAACAAGACUUACUCGUUCAUGGCUGCCGAUCAUUCACAUCCUUUGUCAGAUCGUAUUUAUAUGAAACUUGAAGAGUUAAGUAUCCGUUUGAAGGAUACAGGAUAUCAGCCUGACACGAAUUGUGUGCUUCAUGAUAUUGAAGAUGAACAUAAAGAAGCUAUUCUUUAUCAACACAGUGAGAGGCUGGCUAUUGCUUUUGGAUUAAUUUCCACACCUCCUGGCAUUCCAAUACACGUUUUGAAGAAUCUCAGGGUUUGUGGAGAUUGUCACACUGUGAUUAAGCUAAUAUCAAAAAUAGAAGGGAGGGAAAUUGUUGUCAGGGAUUCAAAUCGAUUCCACCACUUCAAAGAGGGUUUAUGCUCUUGUAGGGACUAUUGGUGA
Molecule: messenger RNA, 2616 nt
Organism: Ilex paraguariensis (yerba mate)
Lineage: Eukaryota; Viridiplantae; Streptophyta; Magnoliopsida; Aquifoliales; Aquifoliaceae
Source: the annotation of a GenBank genome assembly